Molecule: messenger RNA, 2034 nt
Organism: Prorocentrum cordatum
Lineage: Eukaryota; Dinophyceae; Prorocentrales; Prorocentraceae
Source: the annotation of a GenBank genome assembly
AUGGCAUGGCAGACGGUGCAACGGCGACGGGGCCGCAACGCAGGCGGUGCGGAGCUGGCGGCGGACCUGCUGCGGAGCCUCUUCGAGGGGGGCGGCCGGCGCAACGGGAAGCAGCAGCCAGACCCCCCGCUUCGCCGGGCGGAGUGGCGCUGCGGCUGCGGCUGCACGAGCUGGGCAGAGCGCGCGGACUGCCGCAGGUGCGGCGCUGCCCGGGGCGGCGCGCCGGCGGCAUGCCCUCCGCCUGCGCCGGCUGCCGCCGGCGAAGCUGGGACAGCAGCCUGGCCGGCUUUGCCCAACGCCCGGCCGCUGCGGCCAAGGGCCCAAGCCGACGCUCUUCGCAGGGUAACGGCCGCCGCGCGCAAGGCAGGCGCGCUGCCAGCCGCCUUGGAGGCGCUGGAGCAAGACGAGGCCGCAGCCCGCGCGCGCCAGGCGCAGCAACGCUCUGGCAACCGCUUGGAGGGCCUCCGGGCGGCGGCGAGGAAGGCCGCCGCUGCUGCGACUGCUGCGGACGAGGCGGUGGCAGCCGCGACGCGCCGGGCAGAGGAGGCCCGCGCCGCGGCGGCAGCUGCCGAGGCAGCGGCCCGCGAGGAGGAGGCUGCCCAGGCGGCGGCUGCCGAGGCAGCGGCCCGCGGGGAGGCUGCGGCGCCGGCGCGGGACGCUGGGGCGGAGCAGCUGCUGCAGGCCACGCGCGAGCUCUUGGACCGCCUGGAGCUCCACACACGCGGGCCUGCCGGGACCCACGCCUGGGGCGACGCGCCAGAGCCGCUGCUGGCGGCGAUGGCUGCGGCGCACGCCGCCCUGGAGGCAGCGGGGCCACCGCCGCCCCCGCCCGACUUGGACGCCGAGCUGGGCGCGGGCGCAGACGACGAGCUCGAGGAGGCUUCCGCGGGGGACGCCCUGGAGCAGCUCUGGGGAGCGGCCGACAACGCGGCCCUCCUCGCCGCCGCACGCCGCCUGCGCGGCGACCGCGGCGCCCGCCGGGAGCCAGCCGCGGCCGGCCGGCCAGCCUCGCCCCGACCGCCGCGGCAGCGAGGCGCGGAGGUGGAGGUCUACUGGUUCGUCGUGGUCCCCUACAUCUUCAUCCAGGCGCUGGGCGAGGGGAGGGGCGAGGGGGAUGGCAAGAAGGAGGGCGAGGAGGCGGAGCAGCACGAGCCCCUGCGCAGCGCCAGCGGCUCGACAGAGCGCAGGCGGCACCCCUUCCUGAAGCCGUCGGGCCGCACCGCCGCAGUGGCACCGCAGACGAGGCAGACCACGGUGGCUGCGGGGCUGCUGGCCGGCUGGGCCCCCGCCGCCGGCGCGGCCCGCGGGGCCGCCGUUGGCGCCGCCGCGCAGGGCGGCGCCAGGGCCGCCCUGCCGCAAGCGGCGCAGCACCACGCGCAGCACCAGGGCCAGUUCGCGCCAAGCGGCUGGCCCCCGCGAGCGCACGAGGCCUCGGCAUCCUCGGCCGUCGUGGGCGCCUGGCACGGCUAUCACCCCGCCUACGCGGACGCCUUCGCCAGGGCCGCGCCUGGACCGUCCGCACUGGGGCCGCUCGUGCAGCAGCACCCUGGGGCCGUGCCCGGGGGCCAGGCCCAGGCGCAGACUGCAGCGGCGUCGCACGCGUGGGGUCAGCCACUGCCCGCCGCGCGGAUCGGGAGGGACCCGCACUUCGCAGCCCCGCUGGGCCAGGCGGUGAGGCAUGCGCUGGAGCCCCGGCGGCCACCAGCCCUCGGCAGGCAGCGGGAGGAGGCGCCCGCUUCCGAGGCCGACCCCGAGGGGCGCGCGCCCGCGCCGCGGGGCGGCUGCGCCCCAGGCCCUCGACCAGCCGAGAGACUGGAGCCGCGGAGGCAGCAAGAUACUCAAAGCCAGUCUCCUACCAGCAUCGACGACGACGGUCUGUGCGUCGUUUGCCUGUCCAGCGACCGGUCGCACGCGUUCGUGCCUUGCGGGCACAGGUGCGUCUGCAAGGAGCGUUCGCCGCGAAGGGGGGAGGACGGCCCGAAGUGCCCUCUGUGCAGAUCAGACGCCGUCAGCACCCUGCACAUCUUCAACUGA